AUGAAGGUGAUUACUAAGACAUUGAAGAUGAUUGCAAGUUAUGAAAGGCAGAUGUACCAACUCCUCGACCAAAUCCUGACCUCAGAACCCCCCCAACCCAACCCAACACAAGUAGUUGAGGCCAAUUCAUUAGAGAGUCAGAUUCAGGACCAGGCCACCUUAUCAGUGCUAAAAUCUUUUGAUGCUGGGGCGAUAACCAACGACGUGCCCCUGACGUGCCACGUGUGCAACAAGGCAUUCUCUGGCAGAAACAAGAGGCAGCACCUUUCCACCCAUCUCAACAUUCAUACGGGCGAGAAGCCCUUCCACUGCCCCUUCUGUCCCCACAGGGCCAACCGCAAGGAUAACCUCAAGACUCAUAUGAAACUGAGGCACCUGGAGGAACUUCCAGGAAAUAUAGGUGGGGAGAUAAUGAGACGAUUCCAAGACUCGUCCCACGCUUCAGGGCACACGUAA
This is a messenger RNA of Penaeus vannamei (Pacific white shrimp), 456 nucleotides long. Lineage: Eukaryota; Metazoa; Arthropoda; Malacostraca; Decapoda; Penaeidae. The record is from RefSeq and is a predicted model, not a curated record.